Bolinopsis microptera is the source of this 827-nucleotide messenger RNA. RefSeq names its product 26S proteasome non-ATPase regulatory subunit 9-like. Gene Ontology annotation, molecular function: protein binding. Bases 4 to 681 code for a protein of 225 amino acids. The record is from RefSeq and is a predicted model, not a curated record. Gene Ontology annotation, biological process: proteasome regulatory particle assembly. The transcript is spliced from 5 exons. Gene Ontology annotation, cellular component: nucleus; cytoplasm. Lineage: Eukaryota; Metazoa; Ctenophora; Tentaculata; Lobata; Bolinopsidae.
AAGAUGACCACAGAAAUAAUAAACGGUAUAGAAGUUACGGAUUUCAGACAAACGAAACCUGAAGUUAUGCCGUCCACUGUGCAGGAGCUCAAAGAUUUCAUAACCAGGCUAAGCGAGGAGCGUGAUACGAUACAAGUAGACAUUGACGAACACAGUGCCGUUCUCAGACGAGAAAAUAAUGUAGGGAUGGAUGGCCCGCUAGUUGACAAGGACCAGUACCCGAGAUCUGAUAUAGACGUUGUGGCAGUGCGGACUGCCAGACAGCAAGUAAUCAGACUUACUAACGAUAUGCGGGGUGUCAUGGGACGUAUUGAGAGGGCGCUCUACAAACUACAUGAACUAGCUCCUCCAAACCAGAGCGAGAGUACCGAAACAAGAGAGCGAGUAUUACCCCCAACAAGACCCCCCUUCCUACGGGUACACGGAGUGAUUCCCAACUCUCCCGCCCAUUCUAGUGGACUUAGGGACGAGGAUACUAUCUGCCAGAUAGGAUCUCUUCACAGAGACAACUUUACUAAUCUUGGAGAUGUAGCGGAGGUGGUUAAACUUAGUGUUAACAAAGCUGUGCCUGUUAAACUUAUCAGAGGUGGAACUCCUAAGACGAUCGCACUGAAACCCCGUCCUUGGCAGGGCCGGGGCGUGCUCGGGUGCAAUGUAGCUGAACUUACUGUUGAGAUUUGAGUUAGAAACUCUCAAUUCAAAACAUUUGAUAUACUGAGAACAAUUUGUAUUUAUUUUGUUGACGGUAUUCCGUGAAGGUUUUUGUAUUCAGAAAGCUUAUGUAUCCUUUUUAACGGAGAAAGACAUUUUAUUUAUUCCAGAGAAUU